Oryzias latipes (Japanese medaka) is the source of this 5382-nucleotide messenger RNA. It is a transcript of the gene rtn3, whose product is annotated as reticulon 3. NCBI's taxonomy places the organism in Eukaryota, Metazoa, Chordata, Actinopteri, Beloniformes, Adrianichthyidae. Gene Ontology annotation, cellular component: neuron projection; postsynaptic density; endoplasmic reticulum membrane. Gene Ontology annotation, biological process: brain development; neuron differentiation; endoplasmic reticulum tubular network formation. The record is from RefSeq and is a predicted model, not a curated record.
CGUCUCAGGUCCGCCAUGUUUUUCCCCCCUCUUUUACCCCUCCUCCACAGUGACCCGCCCGCCCGCCUCGCUCCUCCGUCUCCGCUCGCUCCUCUGCGCUCAGACGUUGCGGUGAAGUUCGGAUCCAACAGCGGCUUUUUGGGGGGAGAAAUUCGAGAGAAAAUGGAUUCAAUGACCCAGUCCGCCCAGAUAUCGUCGUCGCAAGGUUUUGCCGAUGGACAAAAUUCUGCUGCCAAGGAAUCAAAGCUGUCCGAUUCCUUUCUUUCCACUUCGCCUGUAUCUCUCAUUCAGUCUCCUCAAGACAAGAAAGUGGUUGUGGGCACUGACAAGCCCUCUGAAAGUGUAACUACUUCUCUACGCUUUCCGUCUCAACCUGGUUCAUUCUCUGCUAGUAGUUAUGGGAGUGAAGCAGUAGAAGGUCAACCGGAUUCUCCAAUAAAGACAUCUCCUGUUUCGGAGCGAAUAAAAGCUCUAGAAGCUCUUGCUGCCAAAAAGAGAGAGCCUGAAUAUAGGGACUUUAGGGACCGCCAUCACGAAAAGUCUUCCUCUGACGUCCCCAAACUACCCCCCAGUGUCACAAAGCCUACCAUUGACAUCUCAAAACCUUCUGCUAAUAUCCCCAAACCUUCUGUGGAUAAGUCCAAACCUCCCACUGACAUUCCAAAGCUGUCUUUUGAUACCCCAAGACCUACCAUGGAUAUUUCAAAACCCCCCUCUGACCUCCCAAAACUUCCAGCUGAUGGUCCAGUGUGUUCCACUCAAAAGGUUGGACCGGGAGUUUGUAAAAUGGAAGGUUAUCCUGCUGAGGAGUCACCAGAGUCUCCGUUUGAAGUACUUGGAGAAUUGAGACAAGGCAGUGAAUAUGAAGAAACUGAAGAGUGGAUGAAGGCUCAUUUACCUCCAGUGCUGGACAUUGAUGCUGCUGAAUCAAAUAAAAGCACCAGCAGUGUCCUACUCAAGGAUCCUAACCAUUAUCCAGAGGCCCCCGCUGCUUUUGCUAGUGUCCCCGAUGCUUUCAUGGAUUCUCCUGUCAAGUCUCCAAAACUGGGGAAUGAGUUGAUUGAAUCGCAGAAGCAACCUGAAUCAGAGGAAGAGUUUGACAUUAGCUUUUUACCAGUAGCUUACAUGUGCGGUCAGCAAGAAAAAGCAAAUGUCCAGGAUUCAUCAAAUGUGGAGUCAGUGACUCUUCCUUCAGAUGCAGCUCCUGCAGGCUUGGACUCCCCAUCUCCCUCUGUGCCCCCUUCUGAUUCACACUCCGAUGCUGAACAGAAGGCUGUUGAUGAAAAGGAUACCUCUUGGGGGGAAGAUUUGGAUCGCCCAGUUCUGAGCGAAGCAGAUAGCUCAGGAGAAUCUGAGGAUACUGUCAUUGAAGAAGGCGUUGGUGCUCCUGACUCUGCUCUCCAACAGUCUGUGAACCCACCAGAUUUAAAUGAUCCCCCCACAGCCUCUGAUCUUUGCAGCAGUGAAAAGGUGGUCCCUCCACCAAAGUCUGAAAGGAAACUCAUGCAAGUUCCAACAAUAAAUGUUAUUGAGACAGAUGAGCCAAAUUACAGCGACGAAGAGAUGGAAAAUGAACCUCAGUUGACAGAUGACGACGACCUCGAGAUUAUAGAUGACUCAAACAAUCCAAGAGCAUCAGAACCAGAGCCACAAAGCCAAGAUGUGGGACCACCCAAAACCCGACCCUUGGAAACUGAAUUUAUUGAAGGCUAUUCGCCUCCAUCCUCACCUGUGGACUCUGAUGCUGAAUAUUCCCCCAAGCAUAAUCUGCCUGAAUCUAUUUCUGAGGGGGACCCUCAGCAGUCUGUGUUUAAAUCUGAAGUUCAAGCUGAGGCGUUGGAGAAGGCGUUGGCUGGAGAACGAGCGCAAACUGAGAAAUCAGAGAGCAUGUCAAACACGGUGCAAAAUGCAGUCAUGCAUGAUGAUGUUGAUUUCCCCGACAACAAUGAUGAAUGGUCAGAUGAAGGUCAGGACAGUGACCUAAAGCUUAGAGAGGAAAGUCUCUCAUCGCAGGGAUCAGCUUUUCUCAACCAAUUCAAAGUGGAUGAACAAAGCGGUACACUGGGACCAGAGCCUUGCAAGGAAAGAGCUGAUGUUUCCAUGACCAGCUUUAUGCAGGAUGAUAUUUAUGACAGACAGUCGUUUGAUUAUGAAAAUGAUGAGCCAUCACCCUUGGAUUACAGUGAUGGUAAAGAGCUUGAUAAAGUCAAAAAGCAGGUUCUUUUGGAUCCUGCACAAGAAGUUGAAGAAGAAAUGCCAGAUCUGGAGAGCGACGCUUCAUUUAACGAUGAUGAAGUCCUCAAUAAUCCCGCUGAUCAUGCAUCUCUGGAUGAGUAUCCUCAAAACCCCUAUUCCUGUUUUCACAAUCAGACACUAAGCAGUGCCAUUGAAAAGAACACAGGAGGUAAUGACAAGCUUCCAUCACUGCAACAAGGUUCAGAAAUUCAGCCUGAUUUGAGCUCGCACGCCAAUGUUCAAGACCAAGAGAGAAUUUCCGGCAAACUGGACAGCGAAUCCUCAUUUUCUGAACCACCAAACAGUUUUGUAGAGUUCAUGAGAGAGUGCUUGAAAUCGAGACAAGAUGAAGAACCCGAUGAAGGGCUUCAUUCUAUUUCUUCAGAGAAUGAGCUCAGCAAAGCUGUCUUGCCCUCCUCCCAAUCACCUCCAGGAGUUGUGAUGGAUCUUGAUCAAGAACGUAUCACCGCCGGUGCUCUCAACGAGCUGGGCAGCAAUCAUGAUGAGACGCCGCUAAACCUUCAGACAAAGCUUACAGAUCGGAGUGAAGUUGACGGCGGUGCUACAUCUGCACAGCCGUCGCCCUUCCCCUCGGUUCGUCCUUCUGCCUGCUCACAAAGUCGCAGUGAGUUCGACAACUCCUACUCCAAAGAAGUGGAGGCGGUUGAUGAAUGGAUGGCUGAAGCCUACUAUCUAGCAGAGCAUAUCUUGACAACAAUACUAACCCACUUAUCAGUAAAAGACCUGAUCCACUGGCGAGACCCCAAGAAGUCGGGCGUGGUGUUCGGACUGUCCUUGCUGAUGCUGCUGUCGUUGGCAGCGUUCAGUGUCAUCAGCGUGGCGUCUUACCUGCUGCUCGCUCUGCUCAUUGUCACCAUCUCCUUCCGCAUCUACAAGUCCGUUCUUCAGGCCGUGCAAAAGUCGAACGAUGGACACCCCUUCAAGAUGCUGAUAAAUAAGGAUGUCAGCAUCCCCCCAGAGACAUUCCGCAAGCACGUGGACGCCAGUUUGACCUACAUCAACCGAGGCCUGAAGCAGAUGAGCCGUCUCUUCCUGGUGGAGGAUCUCGUCGACUCCUUAAAGCUGGCGGUGGUCAUGUGGCUGCUGACCUACGUGGGAGCAGUUUUCAACGGAAUCACCCUCCUCAUCCUGGCGGACAUCUUGCUGUUUGCUGUGCCUCCCGUCUAUGAGAAGAACAAGACCCAGAUCGAUCAAUACAUCGAUGUUGUUCGGACUCAAGUCAAUGCGACAGUCGCAAAGUUGCAAGAGAAACUCCCCGGAGCCGUGAAACGAAGCAAAACAGAAUAAACGCACCGCAGACCUACAUCUCACAGUCAUCUCUACCUUCCCUCCACCCUCUCUGAGGUUACUUCAUCACCGCAUCCAACCUGACACCCCCCCCCCCCCAAAUCAGCGCUCAUCGCUCCACCACCCCGAACUUUGCUAGGUAGAAAUCUCAGACGCUUCUCGAUGUUCAACCUAAAACUAUUGACAGAGCUGUGGAUGUGAAGACAGCGGCCGGGAUCAUGUGACGCUGCUGCGGGUCCCGCCCCGGCGGGAUGGAGUCGGGGUCGAACUAGACCGAAUCUAUGGCCCGGUUUGGUGGAUCGCCCCAUGAAAUGACGUUAGAGGGGGAGGGGGGUGUCGGGCUCUGCUGUCACUAAUUGGCGUCUCUACGCUCUUUUAAGGCUUCUGAAAUAAAAGGUUUUGGACAGCGAGCCAGCGGUGAUGAUUGGGUCUAGUUCGUCCGCGUCUGUUGGUUUUCUGAUGUACAAACACUCGCCAAGUCAAAGGAGAGCCCCCUCCUUCCUCACCCAACCAUGUUCUGGACGGGUUUGACCCGCACAGUUGGCGUCCUGCAUUUAGAUGACGAAUUCUUAUAGCCAACGUUAUUUAUAGGUCUGCUGCUUCCACCCCCCCUUUAGCUCGAUAACAGCUUUUGUUGUAGUUCUGCUGUGUUCCGGAGCUUUCUCAGACUUUCAGACUUUCUAAAGUCUCACUGAUGUGCAAAACAGAGAAAUCACUGGAGUCCUUCGCUCUAAUGCAACGUCCUACAUGACUGACCAACAGUCUUUAAAGUGGUUAGAUCAUCAUUUGGCUGAAUAACUCCUGACUUCUACCUGGCAAAACCUUUAAACUUAUAGACAGUUCUGUAUAUUUUUGCACAGUUUACAAACAAAAAGCUCAGUAAGUUGAAAAGUACCUUUUAGAAACUAGUUUAUAAGUGAGGCUCAUUAGCUGGAGUGAGGUUUUAUUAUUUUGUUCUUAGAGGUUUUCUUGGUUGGCUGCCAUGAAGUGCAUGUCAUAGUAUAAGUUAACGAUGGUUUCACCCCUUCUAUAGGUUCUACGGUAUUCUCCACCUUGACUCUCGUUUAUUAGGAUUGCUUCUUUAAUCGUUGGAGUGGUAUUACUGCUUAAUCUUGUUGAACCGACCGUGUGCACAUGCAUGUCCCUGAACGCCGACGCCAGCUUCAGGAGUCCUUGUUGGGUCCUGCUGCGUCUCGCUGAGACCUCGUCUACAAAGCUAAAGCUGCAGCAGCUGACACGACGCGCCGCUCCUCCGUUAUUCAUGUGAAUGUGAAGAAGUGGUAGCUUGAAAAGGCGUCGAUGUCGGUCCUCUAGGACCCGUUGGCAGCUCGGUUCCUGUGGUUUGUGGGUCUAAACAGAUUCACGCGUCCAGGAGCCGCGUUCAUCCUCACCACGGUAAGAACCAACCUGCAGGGAUGCCAACACGUGAAGCGGUGCCUCAAAGCACCGUGGGAAAUGAAGUUCUGGUAGAGGAUCUCCUUUUUUUUAAUCAGAAAGUAGGAAUUUUCAGAACCUGCUGAGGUUUUUCUGGAGAAAUGGGGACAUUUUCCCCGAAGGCGUCGUCCUUUGAGCCAAUGUCCCAAACAGAGGGAAAACCGAACCCUCGUCACGGAUGGCGUCAGGCUCCUGGUCGUGUUCUGGAAGUUCUCGCCGUGUUUCUUUGGACUCGUCGUCGUCGGCCUGUGGGUGUUCUCGCACUGCAGCUUUGUUUUGCGUCCGCUGUGAUGGAUUUUAGUUUUUGGAGCCUUCAGAGAGAUGCUGCAGGAAGAUAAGUGAAACAUGUUUGUGGUCUCUGUUCUGAUGUCAAAGUGAAACGAAUAAAGAUCAUUCAAAGCUUUG